Eruca vesicaria subsp. sativa (arugula) is the source of this 1795-nucleotide messenger RNA. NCBI's taxonomy places the organism in Eukaryota, Viridiplantae, Streptophyta, Magnoliopsida, Brassicales, Brassicaceae. The record is from the annotation of a GenBank genome assembly.
AUGGAGGCUCCUUCUACGAAACACCAAGAGUUCACUCUAGCCUCUGUCACUGAUCUCUCCUCCUCCUCUUCCUCUUCGUCCUCUCCUGUUAAAGCUACGUUCUCCUGUGUUGAUGAAGUCACAGAACUUCGGUUUCAAGAAUCUGAAUCUGCCAAUGGAUUCAGUUUUGAUCUUAGCUCUACUCAGUUGUUCAAGUUGGGGCAGCUUCAGUUCGUUUGUGUAACUGAUAGUUCUGGUUCUGUAAAAGAGGGUUCAUUUUCUCGAGGAGUUGUGAUAAAGUUUAGUGAUGAGAAGGGAAGCAAGGAGUUUUGUGAUUCGUUUGAGGAAUGGAGGAAAGAUUCUGUUGGAAAAGGAUCAUCCUUGCCGAAUGGAGAAGUUUCAGAGAGUAAAAGCAAGUUUGACGAUAAGAUAGAACCUGCUUCAGCCAAAAUGUAUUUCCAUUACUAUGGACAACUACUACAUCAGCAGAACAUGCUACAGGAUUAUGUGAGGACGGGUACUUAUCAUGCGGCAGUCAUGGAGAAUCGUUCAGAUUUUGCCGGGCGUGUUGUUGUCGAUGUCGGUGCUGGAAGUGGCAUUUUGUCAAUGUUUGCUGCACUGGCUGGUGCCAAGCAUGUGUAUGCUGUGGAAGCGUCAGAAAUGGCUGAUUAUGCUCGUAAGCUGAUCGCUGGGAAUCCAUUGCUUGCUGAACGGAUCACAGUCAUCAAGGGAAAGAUUGAGGAUAUUGAGUUGCCUGAGAAGGCAGAUGUUUUAAUCUCUGAACCAAUGGGCACUCUAUUGGUGAAUGAGAGGAUGUUGGAGACAUAUGUGAUUGCUAGGGACCGUUUCUUGUCUCCAAACGGAAAAAUGUUUCCGACUGUUGGAAGGAUCCACAUGGCGCCUUUCUCCGAUGAAUUCCUAUUUGUUGAAAUGGCAAAUAAGGCUUUAUUUUGGCAGCAACAGAACUAUUAUGGAGUUGAUUUGACACCUCUAUAUGCAUCAGCACACCAGGGUUAUUUCUCCCAGCCCGUUGUUGAUGCAUUUGAUCCGAGGCUAUUGGUAGCUCCUCCGAUGUUUCAUGUGAUAGAUUUCACUCAAAUGAAGGAAGAACAAUUUUACGAGAUUGAUGUCCCAUUGAAGUUCACAGCUUCUGUGUGUGGCAGAGUGCAUGGGCUUGCCUGCUGGUUCGAUGUUCUCUUUGACGGGAGGUAUCAACUUAUUGUUAUUUUCAUUUGCUGUCAUACAAAUGAAAACAAUAUGACCUGAUCUGCUCGGUAUAUCAACAGCACUGUGCAAAGAUGGUUCACGACUGCUCCUGGUGCACCAACAACCCACUGGUACCAGAUAAGAUGUGUGCUCUCGCAGCCUAUUCAUGUCAUGGCAGGGCAGGAACUCACCGGUAGACUUCACUUGGUUGCCCACAGUGCUCAGAGUUACACUAUAAAUCUAACUCUCUCAGCUAAAAUGUGGGGGCCUGGUGCUAAUCAAGGUGGAAUCCUCCAGACAUCAUCGUGCAAACUCGAUCUCAAGGAACCCUAUUACAGAAUGUCUCAGCCACAGGUAUACCCUGUUGCUCAAGAACCACCAGCACAACCGCAAGACAUACAGAUACAGAGCGAUGACUUGGAAGAGAUAGAGUUACUACAACAAAACGCAAACGCUCAGCUCUAGAAUGCAAGACCCUCUUCAUUGCUUCCAUCCAUGACAUGUCUCUCUGUACUUUGUGUUUGGUUAUCUUGAUUUUAUCUCUGAACCCUUAAGACAUUAAACCUUACGUAUUUAUGUUCGGUCUGAGUCAAUUUAAGAAAUUCAUUAC